UCGAGCUGUAGCCUAGUAAUCCGGAGUGUCGCCAUUGUUGCUGGCAAAUCCUUUGCUUCCUCCCUUGUCUUCCCCUCACUAAGCGGUUUGACAAUGACUGAACGUUAGCCGGCUUUGUUGGCUUUGAUGCCGAUUGUGCAUAGGUAGAUUUAGCUCGGAGUAUGCAACAUUUAUCUAAGACUCUCCUUAUUUUUACAUCAUUGUGGUGGUUGCCCGAUGGCGUCUUCUCCAGCAUUUUAUGUUCAGGAACAUCACCCCGAUGUUCGUGUUCAGCUCCUUCUAGCGGAGUAGAAAUUGUGUGCUGGCGUUAUCUGGAUUCUCUGCCACAAUCCUGGCCAUUCCUCACCAAGAAAAUCCGAGUUGAAUACGGAAAAUUCUCUGACAUUCCCUCGAAAACGUUUUCGUCGGCACCAUAUGUGUCCUCAUUAUAUCUCACGAAUGGCCGGCUGAAGACUCUUCGUUCGGAUAGUUUCUCCGGCCUCGUGCGGCUGAAUCUUUUGGACCUCACGAAUAACCAGCUCACCACCCUACCCUAUUACACCGCUUUCCAGUUUGUCAGUCAGCUCACUCUAACUGGCAAUCCUCUGAACUGCUACUGUUCAUCACGGUCACUACUCUUGCCCUACGUCAGCAAGUACAGCAGCAGAGGUUUGAAGGACAGCAUCUGCUAUCAGCCAGCGUCUCAGCGAGGAAAUGUCCUGGUGACGGCAGUUUCAAGAAACUUGAUCUGCUAUUGUGGUGACCCAGGAACACCAAGUGGUGCUAGCCGGUCUGUGUCUGGCAGCUUCUACUACUCUGCAAGUGUUUCCUACACGUGCAAGACUGGGUAUCGAUGGAAUGGUGGCUCAACACGAAGGUCGUGCCAGGAUAAUGCAGAAUGGAGCGGCUCUGCUAUCGUCUGCCUCCUGGUUAACUGUGGCGAUCCAGGUUGGCCCAGCUCCGGAUUAAGGUUUGGAUUAUUCUUCAACUACGGCAAUGUCGUCACGUUCUCCUGCCUUGUUGGCUAUACACUGGACGGAGCAUCGGAAAUCGAUUGCUUUUCGUCGGGGAAGUGGAGCGCAACCACGCCAAAGUGCACGCUGACAUCAUGUCCCAAGCUGACGCUAGAACCGUACGUCAUUGCUUCCAGCCUGGACAAGAGAGGCGUGGGCACCACCGUGUAUUUUGCCUGUCCGACUGGCUUCACGCGGUACGGGAGCUGGUCAAUCAAUUGCUUGUUCGGCGGUAAGUGGAGUGCGUCCGUGCCGAAAUGCACGCCGGUAGUGUGCAGCUUGCCCAGUAUUGACGACGUCACCGUUCUGGUGUCCGUCAAUCGUACCUACACUGGACGACUUGUGGUGACUUGCAAGAUUGGAUAUGCUCGCGGUGGUGGUGGUGAUGUCGUGCGCACCUGCCUCAGCUCUGCAAAGUGGUCAGGAACGGGAUUGUCUUGCAAAGCUGUAUCCUGCGGUGAUCCUGGCUCAGGACCAUAUCUCUCACGCAGUGGUACAGAUUUCACCUACAGCAAAUCUGUGUCAUAUUCUUGUCCCAAGGGGUUUUCCCUUGAAGGUGCUCACCUCUUAGUAUGCAAGUAUGAUGGCAAGUGGAGUGGCAAUCCACCAGUGUGCACACCCGUGAAGUGCUCCACGAUGCCCAAGCUACCAGUGAGCGCCCACAUUGUCUCCACUAAUGCUACGUACCUUGGCAAGGUGAUGGCCAGCUGUGACAAGGGGUUCACCUUCGCUGCACUGGGCGUGUCGCCAAUGCAAAUUUCCUCUACAUGCUUGGAGACUGGCAAGUUUACAGACUUCUCAUUCUUGUGCAAAGUUGUGACAUGUGGUCUUCCCGUGCCACUUGCUAACGCCGCUUACACGCUCACCUCAGUGACAUACAGGGGUUCAGCCACCUACCGUUGCCUGUCUGGUUACCGCAGUUCUGGCGGCAUGACUGUCUACUGCUCUGACGAUGGCAAGUGGACUAAUGUGCUGGGAAAAUGUACCGUUGUAGAGUGUCCAGUGCUCACCUUGUCUACGGGCUUACUUAUCAGCACUCUCCUGAGGAUGUACGGCACUACCAUCUAUGUAAACUGUAUGGCUGGGUACUAUCUGAGUGGCCGCACCGUGUUCAGUGGCAUCUCCUAUGUCAAGGUGCACUGCUUGGCGGACGGUACCUGGGAUGAUCCACUGCCAGCAUGCAAGUCUGUUCACUGCUCACCCCUGCGCCAGGUGACUUGGGCUCAGCAAACGUCCACCGACACUGUCUACAAUACCGUCACUCAGUACACGUGUGCACGCGGUUUCCAACUGUAUGGGUCGUCCCUGCUGCGCUGCUUGUCGACGGGCAAGUGGAGCGCGUCCACUCCGGUCUGCCAUCCCGUUACAUGUUCCAUGGCAGCGCUCACCUAUCCCAAACACUCUCUUCUGACCAGCAGCAAUGCUUCAUACCUCGGAUUAGCCGUGUUUAGUUGCAAGGCAGGAUUCUCGGCGGAAGCCAGGCUUGUCAAGAUCUGUCAGAGCGAUCGACAGUGGUCAUCACUGAAACAUGACUGCAAAGAUGUGGAUGAGUGUACUACCGGCACACACAAGUGUAGUGUGCAUACUGAAUGCAGUAAUACCGCUGGCAGCUAUAUUUGCACCUGUACAGCUGGAUUCACUGGCUCUGGAUUUGCUUGCUCUGAGGUUGACUGCGGAGUACUGACGACACCAGUGCACGGAACAUUGUCAGCCAUUGGCUGGACGUACGGCAAAGCAGCAGCAUACAGUUGCAAUACGGGGUUUGUACUGAGUGGUUCGCCAUCAGUUCGGUGUCUUGAAGAUGGCAAAUGGAGUACCCCAUCACCAGUAUGUCAUCCUGUCCAAUGUCCUGGUCUCAAGGAACCAGCUCAUUCACAUCUGAGUAGUACUAAUAGAACAUACACAAGUGUAGUGAAGUCAAGUUGCUCCAUUGGUUAUCAAACAAUCACUGGUGAUGAUGUACGGAAAAUCCAAUGUUUAUCAACAGGUGUGUGGAGUGGUCAACUAACAGACUGUGAAAUUGUAGAAUGUCCAGUUCUUCUGGUUCCGGCAUCAGUUGUGGAAGUGCAACGUGAUGAGAAGUAUGGUGGUUUACUGAUUUGGAAAUGUGCGAACGGUUUUGUGUAUGGUUCUGGCACCGAGCAACGGAAAUGUGGUGCAGAUGGUGAAUGGAGUGGAUCAGCAUUGCAAUGCACAGAUACGAAUGAGUGUUUGGAAAGGUCACAUGACUGUAGCAAGUAUGCACUAUGCCAUAACAAACUGGGAGCACAUGAUUGUAUUUGUAUGAGAGGUUAUGAUGGUGAUGGGAAAGUCUGCAAAGCCAAAUCCUGUGGGCACCCUGGACAUACUGCAUACAGUGUAAUGUCUGGUACAGACUAUACAUACAGUAAGACAGUGAAGUACAUGUGUAGCCGUGGUUACGUGAUGCGUGGUCAUGGUUACUUGACGUGCCAGGCGGAUGGUACAUGGAAUGGGUCCUUACCAGUUUGUCACCGUAUGCAGUGUCCUGACUUAGCUCCAUCAUCAUGGUCACAUGUCAAUAGUUCUAACUUCACCUAUGGCAGUGUAGUGAGAUUUAGUUGUGAUGAAGGAUUCACACUAUUGGGAUUAUCCAGUAUGUUACAGUGUCUGUGGAAUGGUAAAUGGAGCAAUGCACCACCAACAUGUAAACCAGUUGAAUGUAAUGAUCCUAUUGCUGCUACAAACAUGCUGGUGGUUAGUGUGAAUGUUACAUUUGGCGGUUACGCAAUGUUCCGCUGUCAAUCUGGAUAUGCUGCUAGUAGUGGGCAGAAACUUGUCAGUCAGUGUUUUUGGAACAAGACCUGGUCUUUGAAUGCCGGUCUUUGCUUGGAUGUUGAUGAAUGUGAGAAGUCUUUACAUGGUUGUAGCAUCAAUGCACGUUGUGUGAAUCAAGAGCCAUCAUACACAUGUACCUGUCAUGCUGGAUAUAGAGGAGAUGGUCACCAGUGUUCCAUCAUUGAAUGCAGUAAACCUGAAGCACUAGCACAUGGCUCAGUACAGGGAAGCAGUUUUGUGUAUCGCAGCAAUGUGAAAUACAGCUGUAUGGACGGGUUUGAACUAGUGGGAAAUCUGGAAUCUUGGUGCCUGGCUUCGGGACAGUGGAGUUCUUCAACACCAACAUGCUCUCCGGUCCAGUGUUCCCGUCUUGUAGCUACACGUCAUAGCUCUCUGAACACUACUAACCAUACAUACAGUAGUGUAGUGGAGGUUCUAUGUGAUCUGGGAUAUACACUACCAUCAUCAUCAUCAUCACCUGUGUCCUCAGUAUCAUCAACUACUGUAUGCCUGUCCAGUGGUGUAUGGAGCAGAACAUUGGCAAAGUGUCAAGUUAUUGAAUGUGCAGGAAUUGUUCCAGCUUCGUCAGUGCAACAAGUCAGCAUUGUGAAGACCUACGGUGGUAAUGCUGUGUGGAAGUGUGCAUCUGGAUUUGUGAAAACCAGUGGAAAUGAGAUACGGAGUUGCCAAGCAGGUGGAACAUGGUCGGGAACUGAACUAGCAUGUAGAGACUUGGAUGAAUGCAGUGGAAAGUCACAUGACUGUAGUGUAUAUGCUCGCUGUCAUAACAGCCAUGGUUCUCAUUACUGCAAGUGUUGGCAUGGUUACGGCGGUGAUGGGAAGCUGUGUACAGCAAUAUCAUGUGAAGAUCCCGGUAUUCCUCAGUACUGCAGUCGUAUUGGCUGGAACUUCACCUUUUCCCGAUCACUGCAGUAUGAGUGUAAACGAGGAUUCCUGAUGACUUCUGGAUCAGCACACUUGUCAUGUCAGGCUGAUGGUCAGUGGAAUGGCACUUUACCGACGUGUCGUCCGGUACUGUGUCCAGAACUGAGAACACCAGCUUGGUCAAAACGUAACAGCUCCAACUUUACCUAUUCCAGUGUGGUGAUGUUUGGAUGUGCUGGUGGAUUUGAGCUUGUUGGUUCAGCUGAGCUUGACUGCCUGUGGACUGGAGAAUGGAGUAACUCUCCACCGAAAUGUCAGGCAAUGAAAUGUGGCAGUGUUAGCAUCGCGAAUGCCGGCAUAGUUAUGGUGAAUGAUUCGUUCUCUGGCCAUGCUGUUUUCAAGUGUGAUAUUGGAUACUCUAGCCAUGGUCUAAAUAUCACUUUACAAUGCCUUUCAAGUGGACAUUGGUCAUCAUCAUCUGACUCCUGUGUUGAUGUGAAUGAAUGUUUGAUUGGCACACACAAAUGUAGUGUACACGCACGGUGUGAGAAUAGUCCUGGAAUUUACAAAUGCCUAUGUCACACUGGGUAUACUGGGAAUGGAUUCUCUUGUAAAGAGGUUGACUGCGGAGUACUGACGACACCAGUGCACGGAACAUUGUCAGCCAUUGGCUGGACGUAUGGAAAUUCAGUAACUUACAGUUGCAAUACUGGAUUUGUACUGAGUGGUGCGCCAUCAGUCUGGUGUCUUGUAGAUGGCAAAUGGAGUUCCCCAUCACCAGAAUGUCAUCCUGUCCAAUGUCCUGGUCUCAAGGAACCAGCUCAUUCACAUCUGAGUAGUACUAAUAGAACAUACACAAGUGUAGUGAAGUCAAGUUGCUCCAUUGGUUAUCAAACAAUCACUGGUGGUGAUGUACAGAAAAUCCAAUGUUUAUCAACAGGUGUGUGGAGUGGUCAACUAACAGACUGUGAAAUUGUAGAAUGUCCAGUUAAUCUGGUUCCGACGUCAGUUGUGGAAGUGCACCGUGAUGAGGAGUAUGGUGGUUUACUGAUUUGGAAAUGUGCGGACGGUUUUGUGUAUGGUUCUGGCACCGAGCGACGGAUAUGUGGUGCAGAUGGUGAAUGGAGUGGAACAGCAAUGCAAUGUACAGAUACGAAUGAGUGUUUGGAAAGGUCACAUGACUGUAGCAAGUAUGCACUAUGCCAUAACAAACUGGGAGCACAUGAUUGUGUUUGUUUGAGAGGUUAUGAUGGUGAUGGGAAAGUCUGUAAAGCCAAAUCCUGUGGACACCCUGGACAUACUGCAUACAGUGUAAUGUCUGGUACAGACUAUACAUACAGUAAAACAGUGAAGUACAUGUGUAGCCGUGGUUACGUGAUGCGUGGUCAUGGUUACUUGACGUGCCAGGCGGAUGGUACAUGGAAUGGGUCCUUACCAGUUUGUCACCAUGUGCAGUGUCCUGACUUAGCUCCAUCAUCAUGGUCACAUGUCAAUAGUUCUAACUUCACCUAUGGCAGUGUAGUGAGAUUUCGUUGUGAUGAAGGAUUCACACUAUUGGGAUUAUCCAGUAUGUUACAGUGUCUGUGGAAUGGUAAAUGGAACAAUGUACCACCAACAUGUAACCCAGUUGAAUGUAAUGAUCCUAUUGCUGGUACCAACAUGCUGGUGGUUAGUGUGAAUGUUACGUUUGGCGGUUACGCAAUGUUCCGCUGUCAAUCUGGAUAUGCUGCUGCUGGUAGUGGGCAGAAACUUGUCAGUCAGUGUUUGUGGAAUAAAACCUGGUCUGUGAAUACUGGUCUCUGCUUGGAUGUUGAUGAAUGUGAGAAGUCCGUGCAUGAUUGUAGCAUCAAAGCACGUUGUGUGAAUCAAGAGCCAUCAUACACAUGUACAUGUCAUGCUGGAUAUAGAGGAGAUGGUCACCAGUGUUCCAUCAUUGAAUGCAGUAAACCUGAAGCACCAGCACAUGGCUCAGUACAGGGAAGCAGUUUUGUGUAUCGCAGCAAUGUGAAAUACAGCUGUAUGGACGGGUUUGAACUAGUGGGAAAUAUGGAAUCUUGGUGCCUGGCUUCCGGACAGUGGAGUUCUUCAACACCAACAUGCUCUCCAGUCCAGUGUUCCCGUCUUGUGCCUACAAGUCAUAGCUCUCUGAACACUACUAACCAUACAUACAGUAGUGUAGUGGAGGUUCUAUGUGAUCUGGGAUAUACACUACCAUCAUCAUCAUCAUCACCUGUGUCCUCAGUAUCAUCAACUACUGUAUGCCUGUCCAGUGGUGUAUGGAGCAGAACAUUGGCAAAGUGUCAAGUUAUUGAAUGUGCAGGAAUUGUUCCAGCUUCGUCAGUGCAACAAGUCAGCGUUGUGAAGACCUACGGUGGUAAUGCUGUGUGGAAGUGUGCAUCUGGAUUUGUGAAAACCAGUGGAAAUGAGAUACGGAGUUGCCAAGCAGAUGGAACAUGGUCAGGAACUGAACUAGCAUGUAGAGACUUGGAUGAAUGCAGUGGA
Molecule: messenger RNA, 7175 nt
Organism: Sycon ciliatum
Lineage: Eukaryota; Metazoa; Porifera; Calcarea; Leucosolenida; Sycettidae
Product: sushi, von Willebrand factor type A, EGF and pentraxin domain-containing protein 1-like
Exons: 24
Molecular function (GO): protein binding; calcium ion binding
Source: RefSeq, a predicted model, not a curated record